Rhinolophus ferrumequinum (greater horseshoe bat) is the source of this 1506-nucleotide messenger RNA. It is a transcript of the gene COMMD8, whose product is annotated as COMM domain containing 8. NCBI's taxonomy places the organism in Eukaryota, Metazoa, Chordata, Mammalia, Chiroptera, Rhinolophidae. The transcript has 5 exons. The coding region runs from base 64 to 615 and encodes 183 amino acids. The record is from RefSeq and is a predicted model, not a curated record.
ACCGUCGCUCUAGAGGAGCGACCGGCCCUUGUCAUGUGACCCAGGCUCCAGCUUCGCCCAGGGAUGGAGCCGGAAGAUGGGACGCCCUUGUGGCGGCUGCAGAAGCUUCCAGCCGAGUUAGGCCUGCAGCUUUUUCACAAAAUAAUUGAUGGCAUUUGUGGCCGAACUUAUCCUCUCUACCAGGAUUAUCAGAGUAUUUGGGAUUCAACAGAGUGGAUACAUGUUCUAGAAGAUAUUACAAGGUUUUUCAAAACUGUAGUUGGUAAAAAUUUACCUGAUGAAGAGAUAUCUCAGCAAUUGAAUCAGUUGAAUUCAUUUCAUCAAGAAGCUAUCAUGAAAUGCUUGAAAAGUAGGAAAGAGGAAAUCAAGAAGGCUCUGUUAGGAGAAAUAGUUGAUAUUUCCUCUGCACAGCUGCAGGAUUUUGAUUGGCAAUUAAAGCUUGCACUUUCUAGUGACAAGAUUGCUACAUUACAAAUGCCACUUUUAAACCUUCAUCUAGAUGUAAAAGAAAAUGGUGAAGUCAAACCAUAUUCUGUUGAAAUGAGUAAAGAAGAGCUACAGAACCUAAUAAAUUCCUUGGAAGCAGCUAAUAAGGUUGUCCUGCAGUUGAAAUAACUGGAAUUGAUGAAUACCAACAUUAUCAGCUUCCACUGCUACAACUGAUAUGACAGAGUGGAGACAGUGUGUUCAGAAAGUCUGUGAUAUACUAUUACCGCAAGCUGAGAAAGCAGCGAUGUUGAGAUUGCAAAGAUAAAAAUUAUCAACUUCCCUAAAGAACAGGAAAUUACUUGGUUGACAGGAAAUGCAUAAAAAAAUGAAAGAUAAAAUGCUAUAAUAGCAGUUUAUAUUUUCAUAAUGACUGUUCUGCUUCACUUAUUAAAUAUCUGAGAAAUCUUUAUAUAGAGUUUUAUUGAAAACUAAAAAUAGGCUUUAAAGUAAUGUAGACAUACAAAGCACAAAUACUUGAAUCUUGCUUAAAGAAGUAUGUGAAUAGCAAGGAUGUGUAUUAUGGAUAUAUAUGACUAAUUUGUGAUAUUAAAAAAUAACUUUUAAAGAAUGUAUAUGCUGCAUAUACAACUCAGGAGACUCCAUAUAUUUCUCAUAUUUCAAAGGAAAGAUUAUAAAAUGUAAAAUUUCUUAGAGAAAGAAACUCUUCAGACAUGAACAAGAAAAAAUAAAUGUGUGUGAACAAUUCUGAGUUUAUGUAUUCUAGAAGCUAAAAUCUUACACAAAAACAGGAAAACAUGCAAUAACGUGGUUACUUUUGUAUUUCUAUGUCUGAUUGGGACAGUAUGCUGUGAUAAACAGAAUGUAUGUCAUGGUAUAGUGUUUUACUAUUCAAGUAUCAGCAAAGUCUAUAUAUAUGGGUUCAUUUUUGUUAUAACCUCUAAAUAUUGAAUUUAAUGGUUUUGGAUGCUAACAACUUUAUUGGCAAACAGUUCAUUUUAAAUUUCAGUUAACUUUAAAAUCAAGAAUUCUGACCCAAUAAAAAUACCGUUUUAUUUU